AUGCAUCCACAGAAAAAGCUGACGAGCACGGCGUUCGAUAGUAAGCUGGGCAAGAGUGAUGGAGCAAAAGUGGCACUCGCACAAAGGCCCCAACAUAAAGAUAUAUGCCGGGCACCUCUCCCAAGUAGCGCCCAAUAUCACAUAUCAAUUCCCAAUGCCCGAAAAUCUUGCUGUCUGACGGUGGUUGAUGCCAGACGUCUUCGUGCCCAACGCCUCCUGCCAGGCUUAGAGGAAGGAGGAAGGUCGACCAGCGAACCUCGGCUGGACGAGAGAAACACUUACGGAAUAUCAAACUUCAACGUCAACUUCACCGGUUUGGACAUCGAAGCUAUAAAGGGGAUAAAAGGAGGAAGAUAA
This is a messenger RNA of Nannizzia gypsea CBS 118893, 357 nucleotides long. RefSeq lists its product as hypothetical. The coding region runs from base 1 to 357 and encodes 118 amino acids. The record is from RefSeq and is a predicted model, not a curated record. NCBI's taxonomy places the organism in Eukaryota, Fungi, Ascomycota, Eurotiomycetes, Onygenales, Arthrodermataceae. The transcript has 2 exons.